AUAUAGUCUAACUUUUACCCAUUAGACUGACAUUUAUUGAUAAUUGCAAUAUGAUACGAUAAAGAAAAUAAAUUUCAGUGAGGCAAUACAUAUAAUUAUUACAGAACAAAACUGGAGGGAGGUUGAUAAAAUACAGUUGCAGAAUGGAGAAGGUGGUGUGUGUCACCGGCGGCAGCGGCGCCAUCGGUUCAUGGCUCGUCCACCUCCUUUUGGACCGCGGCUACACCGUCCACGCCACCGUUCAAAUUCUCAACGAUGAGGCCGAGACGAAGCAUCUAGAAGCCUUGGAUGGAGCACCGGCACGCCUCCGCCUCUUCCAGAUGGAUCUCCUCGACUACGAUUCCGUCCUCGCCACCGUGUGCGGCUGCGCCGGCGUGUUCCACGUGGCCUCUCCCUGCACUAUUGAACAAGUCCAGGACCCUCAGAAGGAGCUUCUGGACCCGGCGAUAAAGGGCACCUUGAACGUGCUAACGGCGGCGAAAGAAGCAGGGGUGCGUCGCGUGGUGGUCACGUCCUCCAUCUCCGCCAUUGUUCCGAGCCCCAAUUGGCCUGGUGACGUUCCCAAGAGGGAGAACUGCUGGACUGAUAUUGAAUUUUGCAAGCAAAAGGGGUUGUGGUAUCCAUUGUCAAAGACUUUGGCCGAGAAAGCAGCUUGGGAUUUUGCAAAGGAGACUGGGUUAGAUGUUGUUGUGGUGAAUCCUGGCACUGUUGUGGGUCCUGUUAUUGCACCGAGGCUUAAUGCAAGCAUGGUCAUGUUUGUUCGCCUACUACAAGGUUGUGAUGAUACAUAUGAGAAUUUUUUUAUGGGACCAGUCCACUUCAAGGAUGUAGCAUUGGCACAUAUUUUGGUGUAUGAGAACAAAUCUGCAGUUGGUAGGCAUUUGUGUGUUGAAGCUAUCUCUCACUAUGGUGAUUUUGUAGCAAAAGUUGCUGAACUUUAUCCAGAGUACAAUGUGCCUAAGAUGCAACGAGAUACCCAACCAGGAUUGUUGAGAGUGAAGGAUGGAUCAAAGAAACUUAUGGAUUUGGGUUUGCAAUUCAUUCCAAUGGAGAAGAUUAUAAAGGAUGCUGUAGAGGAUUUGAAGAGAAAAGGGUUCAUUUCAUAAUGCUGCAAUAUGAGUCCUUAUGGCCCAUGUUUCUGCAGAAUAUGUUACCUCAAUGCCUCUGCAAAUUGACUGAUUCAAUAUGUAUCGUUAAUCUGACUCUUUUCCAUUAAUAAGAAAAAGGAAAUUGCAUAUCA
Messenger RNA from Vigna unguiculata (cowpea), 1240 nucleotides. Its product is annotated as NAD(P)-binding Rossmann-fold superfamily protein. Gene Ontology annotation, molecular function: oxidoreductase activity, acting on the CH-OH group of donors, NAD or NADP as acceptor. Lineage: Eukaryota; Viridiplantae; Streptophyta; Magnoliopsida; Fabales; Fabaceae. The record is from RefSeq and is a predicted model, not a curated record.